This is a messenger RNA of Daphnia carinata, 1350 nucleotides long. RefSeq lists its product as uncharacterized. The transcript has a single exon. The coding region runs from base 1 to 1350 and encodes 449 amino acids. The record is from RefSeq and is a predicted model, not a curated record. NCBI's taxonomy places the organism in Eukaryota, Metazoa, Arthropoda, Branchiopoda, Diplostraca, Daphniidae.
AUGUUUAGUCGUUUCCGACUUAAUCCCUCCGAUGCUGACUAUUUCUGCUUUCUGUGGCAGGAUCCUGCGGCUUCCAAAACUCUAGUGUGCCGGAUGAAUCGCUUACCCUUCGGUGCUACGUGUUCUCCAUUUAUCGCCAUCCACACCACUCGACGGGCCAUUAUGGAUGCAGAGGUGGGGGAAGAAGUCGUCAACGAUGUCAAGAAGAAGAUGUACGUCGACGAUUAUUUGGGAUCAGCCACAACGGUCGAGGAAGCGGUAAAAGAGGCCGCAACCGUAAGGGAAGCAUUGGCUGCGGCUGAUCUACAUUUUCAAGAAUGGAUCUCAAACUCCGUCGACUUCGUUCGAGAAAUGCACGGAAAGGAUGGGCCAUCAGUAGUGUCGCCGCCUGAUUGCCAGUUGACGGAUAGUGGGAGUGAGAAAGUGCUCGGAGUGGUUUGGAACUUUCGGGACGAUACGCUGGGUUUCCGAGUCAACUACAUGCAUGACGAGGAAUAUACUAGGAUCAGUCUCACUGGUAAAGUUGCUUCCGUGUUCGAUCCACUAGGGAUAGCGGCACCACUUGUCGUAAAGGCCAAGAUUCGGUUGCGAGAACUCGGAACUAAAGGGCUGAAUUGGUCCGAUCCCGUAGACGAGAAUGAUCGAGCUUGGUGGGAUUCCUGGUUUACUAGUCUUCGAGAACUCGUUCUGGUCUCUAUUCCCCGUUGUUUAUUUUCGGAACAAUCUGAAAUCGAAAAUUCCCAGCUGCACGUUUUCGGAGACGCUUCGGAAGAAGCGUACGCGGCAGUGGUGUAUCUCCGCAACGCUUAUCGUUCUGGAAGAGUCCAAGUGCGGAUGGUGAAGGCCAGCAAUAAACUCGCGCCUAAAAAGACGCUGUCGGUACCAAAGCUGGAAUUGAACGCUGCCCUGCUUAGCUCCCGGAUCGCCGCAGCCAUUCAGAGCUCCCUAACACAUCCGAUCCAGCGACGAUUCUUCUGGACAGACAGCAGCACCGUGCGUAACAGGAUUAGAGCCACUGCCUCCUUUUACCAGGUUUUCGUUUCUAACCGGAUCGGCGAAAUUCAAACUCUAACCGAGACGGAAGAAUGGCGCUUCGUCCCCGGACGCCAGAAUCCAGCGGACGCCGCCACACGCUCUUCCAUAGGUGACGAAGUGUUUCCCAGAAGCUGGCAAGACGGCCCAGAAUUCCUCUUUAAACCUGAGUCGGAUUGGCCUCAAGAUCUGCCGUGGAUGGCCGCAACGCUGGAAAUGAAGCACACCAAGCAGUACCAUGUUCGAGCAGUUUCGGAUCCGUUUAACUGGUCGGAGUUCCAGCUAGAUCAGACUAACCUCUCUUCCUUUUUAAAGUAA